AUGGCUGAAAGCAAAAAGAUUACAUUUCUAACAAACGAACUGCCACGGAAAAUUCUUUUACAAAAUCCAGAACUAGAUAGUGAAGGUAUAUUUUCGGAUGUGAAAUUAACAACUCCCGAUCAUCUGGAUGGGUUUAUGUCGACGAUUCAUAAGCUUUCUUUCAAAUACGUCGCCAAAGACGGUAGCGAUGAGCGAACGCUGAAUUUAAUGGUGAAAGUCAUGAAGGGAAGCGAUGAAUUCCGUGAGACAUCUCUGAGCAAGGUUCAGUUUACUAACGAAAUUUACAUCUACACCAAAGUCCUGCCUGUCUUCAGAGAGCUGCUUGAGGGUUGCGAAAGUAUCCUGCCAGAGGACUGGUGCCCAAAAAUGUACUAUGGAGAUUCAGGCCUGUUCCCUGAGUACAGCGAUCAGUAUGAAACAAUUCUUGUGCUCGAGGACAUAUCCCCUCUGGGAUACACAGCCGGACCACGACUCAAUCUAGAGGAAGCUCAUUUACGGAUGAUGGUUCGCAAUAUUGCAUCGUUCCAUGCAUGCACCUACGCUAUGCGUAUUCGAAAAGACGACCGGCUGAACGAACUUAUUGAUGGGAUCAUUCCGCUCGAUUUCGUGACUGAUGGUAAAACAUUUAUCAGCUACGAUGUUCUGUUUAAACUAGGCGUUGCAAGGAUAUACCGAUAUCUUGAUGCCCACACGGAGGAAUUGGACACUGCCAGCUUCAAAAAAGACGUUGAACACCUUCGGCAGCGAUAUGGUGAAUCUCCAAUUCAGAUGAUGCAGAAUUUGUUACAACGCGACGAGGUAUUCUCCGUAAUCUUGCAUGGAGACUACAACCGCAACAAUGUGCUGUUUCGUACAAAUAGCUCCGGUCAACCCACCUCACUAAAGAUGUUUGAUUUUCAAGAGAACCGAUACGCGACCCCCGUAAUCGACCUUACAUUUUUCAUGUACAUGAGCAUGACGAAGGAGCUGCGCGAUCGAUGUUGGGACGAGCUGGUCCUUGAGUAUCAUUGCACUCUCAUCGAAUCGCUGAUGGCCAUUUUAAAGGUGAAUCGUGACGACAGAUUGCUGGAACCGUAUAGAUUCGAACCAUUCCUGGAACAUUUCAAGCGACACGCUAUGUACGGCGUAAUGGUUACGAUGCAUUUCCUCCCAUGGAUGAUGUGUCCAGAGGAGGAAUGUGAACAGUUAUCUUACCACUUCGCGCGAGACGUGCAUUCCGAGGAGCUGGCCCACUGGACGAUGGUAUGUGGUGGCAAAGAGGUUGACGAACGACUGAUAGGCGUUUUGCGACAUGCCAGCAGCAAGGGAUAUUUUGAGAUCGUGAAACAAUAGGGUCAUUUCGACUGUAAACUUCGGUUUUAAACGAUUUUAUUUAUGUAAUCUGACGAAUUUAUUCAGCCCUAUAAGUUGUUACGAUUUAAUGUUAUGCAAAUAUUAGACAAAUAUACAACAGGUAAACGUUUAAAACGUUAUGAGGGUAUUUGAAGGCAAAACAGUAUAGGCAACAGCGAUUGCGGAUCAUUUUUGGUACAACUAUGUAUACGUUCGUUCCUUAAAUAAUAAAACGUUU
Molecule: messenger RNA, 1570 nt
Organism: Anopheles nili
Lineage: Eukaryota; Metazoa; Arthropoda; Insecta; Diptera; Culicidae
Exons: 2
Coding region: 1-1332 (443 amino acids)
Source: RefSeq, a predicted model, not a curated record